Molecule: messenger RNA, 1941 nt
Organism: Medicago truncatula (barrel medic)
Lineage: Eukaryota; Viridiplantae; Streptophyta; Magnoliopsida; Fabales; Fabaceae
Product: cytochrome P450 97B1, chloroplastic
Exons: 14
Coding region: 128-1852 (574 amino acids)
Cellular component (GO): chloroplast
Molecular function (GO): heme binding; monooxygenase activity; oxidoreductase activity, acting on paired donors, with incorporation or reduction of molecular oxygen
Source: RefSeq, a predicted model, not a curated record
AACUUCAGUCUCAUGAGUCAUAUCCUUAACACUUUCCUUUUAUUCAGUGUAAUGUAAUGUCGUCACUUUCCACUAUCUUUCAACGGAACUAAAAAUCACAACCACCACUCACACCGUCGUCACCGCCAUGGUUGCCGUCGCUAUCUCCACCGUCACUCUCACCGGUGUCAAUCUUCACACCAGAUUUCACUCCUCUCGCUUUUCUUCUCAUUCCAAACGCUCUUCUUCUACCAUCAGAUGUCAAGCGGUUAAUGGUGAUAAGAAGAAACAAAGUAGCAGUAGUAGUAGCAGAAAUGUGUUUGACAACGCCAGCAAUCUCUUAACAAACUUGUUAAGCGGUGGAAGUUUAGGGAAUAUGCCUAUAGCUGAAGGUGCUGUCACCGAUUUGUUUGAUCGACCUCUCUUUUUCUCACUAUAUGAUUGGUUCUUAGAGCAUGGCUCUGUGUAUAAACUUGCGUUUGGGCCAAAAGCAUUUGUUGUUGUAUCCGAUCCCAUCGUUGCAAGACAUAUUCUACGAGAAAAUGCCUUUUCUUAUGACAAGGGAGUACUCGCUGAUAUCCUAGAACCAAUUAUGGGAAAAGGACUCAUUCCUGCAGACCUUGAGACAUGGAAGCAAAGGAGAAGAGUGAUUGCUCCGGGUUUCCAUACCUCAUACUUGGAAGCUAUGGUAAAACUAUUCACUUCCUGUUCAGAAAGAACAGUAUUAAAGAUCGAUAAGCUUCUUGAAGGAGAGGGGUAUAGUGGGCAGAAGUCAAUCGAAUUGGACCUUGAGGCAGAAUUUUCAAAUUUGGCGCUUGAUAUUAUUGGGCUAGGUGUGUUCAACUAUGACUUUGGUUCUGUCACCAAUGAAUCUCCCGUUAUUAAGGCAGUGUAUGGCACACUUUUUGAAGCUGAACAUAGAUCCACUUUCUAUAUUCCAUAUUGGAAAUUUCCAUUAGCAAGGUGGAUAGUACCCAGGCAAAGGAAGUUUCAGGAUGACCUUAAGGUCAUUAAUACUUGUCUCGAUGGACUUAUAAGAAAUGCAAAAGAGAGUAGGGAGGAAACAGACGUUGAGAAACUGCAGCAAAGGGAUUACUCAAAUUUGAAGGAUGCAAGUCUUCUGCGCUUUCUAGUUGAUAUGCGGGGAGUUGAUGUUGAUGAUCGUCAGUUGAGGGAUGAUUUAAUGACAAUGCUUAUUGCUGGUCAUGAGACGACGGCUGCAGUUCUUACAUGGGCAGUUUUCCUGCUAGCUCAAAAUCCUGACAAAAUGAAGAAGGCUCAAGCAGAGGUAGAUUCGGUGUUGGGUACGGGGAAGCCAACUUUUGAAUUGCUUAAAAAGUUGCAGUACAUCAGGUUGAUUGUUGUGGAGGCUCUACGAUUAUAUCCACAACCACCUCUGCUGAUUAGACGUUCACUCAAAUCUGAUGUUUUACCAGGAGGGCAUAAAGGUGACAAAGAUGGUUAUACAAUUCCUGCUGGGACUGAUGUCUUCAUUUCUGUAUAUAAUCUCCAUCGAUCUCCAUAUUUUUGGGACCGCCCUGAUGACUUUGAGCCUGAACGAUUCCUAGUUGAAAACAAGAAUGAAGAAAUUGAAGGGUGGGCUGGUUUUGAUCCAUCUCGAAGUCCUGGGGCAUUGUAUCCAAACGAGAUUAUAUCGGAUUUUGCAUUCUUGCCUUUUGGCGGUGGACCACGAAAAUGUGUUGGAGAUCAAUUUGCUCUCAUGGAGUCCACAGUAGCUCUGACUAUGCUGCUUCAAAAUUUUGACGUGGAAUUGAAGGGGACCCCUGAAUCUGUUGAACUAGUUACCGGGGCAACUAUCCAUACCAAAAAUGGAUUGUGGUGCAAUUUGAGGAAGAGAUCUUUUGCACAUUGACAUACUGAUUUGAACAUGAUUUUGAAUGAAAGAUAGUAUUCAUGUAAUCGCCUACAAAGACUGCUGAUGUACAUUAUCAUCUUUUCUAA